AUGGCGACUCAAUCUCUUCCCUCCACCCCGAAAGCGACACCUCAGGUGGCUCCUCCCACCCCGGAGGGUACCCUGACCCCUGGAAAAUGGCGACACCCUCAGCUGGAUGAGAUUGUCCGGCGCCAAAAUGCAGCCACAUUUGAUCAGAAAAAUGUGAAGAAGCUGGUUUGGAACGGCGCAGCUUUGAUAACGAGCUGGACAUUUGGAUCAACUUUGAAAGCCUACUCACGCCGAAUCUUUGAUACCAACCAUACGUAUCAAGAAGUCGCGUUAUUGAUUCUCCAGCUCUUCUUCGUUUUCAAUAUUCUAGUGGCGCUCUACCCCCUCUUCCGGCCAAAGGACGACCUCUCCGACAUUCCCCUUACCCCCACCCAACGCUCACUUCUUGGUUUGGAUCCUGCUGCCACACCACCAGCAACGCCUGGGACAACAUUCGUCACCCCACCCAGAUACCGGCUUUCCACUUCACGCAAGGCCAGUCCUGCAAGCAGACAGUCCUCCCCAUUGUCCGCAAAUGCAAGCUUUUCUGAGCGGCGCUCUUCUAUCAGCACACCCUUCUCACCUGCCUCCAGCCCUCUGCUUUACAAAGCGAUGUCAAAUGGGGGCAGGGAAUCUGUCCAGCGCCAGAGCUUUGGAUCCGCAUCCCCUCUGGCUCGAAGUAACUCCUUCGGGGAGUCAACCAUGAGCAUGGCCCCAAGCACGCCUUCUCCACUCAUGGGAAAACGCGGAAGCCUAGGAGUCAAGAACAAGUGGCUGUAUGAGAGGAGUCGGCGGCUUUCGGCCAGUGGAGGAGCUCCCUGA
Molecule: messenger RNA, 801 nt
Organism: Penicillium egyptiacum
Lineage: Eukaryota; Fungi; Ascomycota; Eurotiomycetes; Eurotiales; Aspergillaceae
Source: the annotation of a GenBank genome assembly